AUGGAAUCGGCGGGGGAGUGGCUGGAGAAGGCGCUGGUCGAGUUGUGCUCCAAGAUUGAAACUGGCUUGGGUUUAGGUUUGGAUCAAGAGAUAAUCAAAGGCCUUGUUUCUUACUGCGACCUUGCCCAGCCACCAGAUGCCAAAGAGUACCUUGACAAUAUAAUUGGUCAGGAAGCAGGGAAAACUGUGAUUGAAGAGUAUUUACGGCGAAGAGGUUAUUCAGCGUUCAGUGCCAACUCAGAUGUUCCAACUACCAAAUUACAUGCGUAUGUCAAACCGCCAUCUGUUGAGACAUCAGCUAGUGGAACUAAGAAAUCAUUUAGAGCACCAAAAGCAUCGGGCCGCAUCCAUCAAGCAGAACCCAGCAAGAGUUUGAUUAGCAGCAAGCAGGAAAAUCAGACUCCAACUGUUGGUAGUGAAUCAAGAACGUCACAAAAGGGUAACCAAGUGAAUUCCAAAAAGAAGAAAGCUGGGAAAGUUGUUUCACUUGCUGAGGCUGCAAAAGGGUCAAUUGUAUUCCAGCAGGGAAGGCCAUGCUCUUGUCAAGCACGUCGACACAGGCUAGUCAGCAAUUGUUUGUCCUGUGGCAAAAUAGUUUGUGAACAAGAAGGAGAAGGGCCUUGCCAUUUUUGUGGUGCACUUGUGUUAAGAGAGGGCAGCUCUUAUGCUGGUCUGGAAGAAAGUUUACCUCCCUUGUCAGAUGCCGAGGCUGCUGCUGAAGCUUAUGCAAAGAGGCUUGUAGAAUACGACCGGAACUCUGCAGCUCGUACAACGGUCAUUGAUGACCAAAGUGACUACUAUGAGAUUGAUGGAAAUAGUUGGUUGUCAAAGGAGGAAAAAGAACUGUUGAAGAAAAAGCAAGAGGAGAUGGAAGAAGCGGAGCGAGCCAAACGGAAUAGAGUUGUUGUAACUUUUGAUCUAGUUGGCCGCAAGGUCCUUGUGAAUAAAGACGAAGUUUCAGAAUUGCAGUCUGAAAAUAGAAUAUUACGUCCACAUGAUGAAAGGGAAGUAAACCGUAUCAAACCAAAUCCAACUCUGAAGUUUCAACCGGUUUUUGUGGACCUAGGCUUUAGUAAGAAGUCUGCUAAAGAUAAGCAAUCACAUAAAGGUAUAAGCAAGGGCUUGUGCUUAGAGAUUACUGGAAGAGUGCAGCAUGAUGGUGGUGACCAGAAGUAUUUAAUGAUGGAAAGCCAAUUGGCAACAGCUUCAAAUGAAAAUGUUUGGCAUGUAUCUUCAGGAAAUGGAGUGCACAUGGAAGAUGAUGGUGGAUGUUUAAUGAACUAUGAUAAGUAA
Messenger RNA from Sphenostylis stenocarpa, 1293 nucleotides. The record is from the annotation of a GenBank genome assembly. NCBI's taxonomy places the organism in Eukaryota, Viridiplantae, Streptophyta, Magnoliopsida, Fabales, Fabaceae.